Messenger RNA from Condylura cristata (star-nosed mole), 3346 nucleotides. It is a transcript of the gene POLRMT, whose product is annotated as polymerase (RNA) mitochondrial (DNA directed). Gene Ontology annotation, cellular component: mitochondrial DNA-directed RNA polymerase complex. The transcript has 18 exons. Gene Ontology annotation, biological process: mitochondrial transcription. NCBI's taxonomy places the organism in Eukaryota, Metazoa, Chordata, Mammalia, Eulipotyphla, Talpidae. The coding region runs from base 14 to 3346 and encodes 1110 amino acids. The record is from RefSeq and is a predicted model, not a curated record. Gene Ontology annotation, molecular function: DNA-directed RNA polymerase activity; mitochondrial promoter sequence-specific DNA binding.
GGCCGCGUGCGGCAUGUCGGCGCUGCGCUGGAGCCGCGGCGCGGCGGGACUCGGCUGGGCCUUACGGCCUGCGGGCCGCCCCGGACUCCCGGCGGAGGAAGGGGCCCUCCGCAGUUUCUGUGGCCGAAGAAGCAACUCCACUGCCCACCCUUGUGAGCAAGACCCCAAGAAGGACUGGGGCCACGCAGAACUCCUGGAGGUGCUCGAGGCCCGGGUGCGGCAGCUGCAGGCCGAGUGUGUGUCGGAGGUGACCGUGAACAGGGUGGGUGUGGCGCGGCUCCAGGAGGGCGGCAUCCUCCAGGCCUCCAGGAAGACCCAGAUGGGUGUCGGGGGUGCUGCCCCGGGGCUCAGUGGCCGCUGGGCACAGAAGCUGGACAAGGAGAAGCAGAAACAGCAGAAGCAGAUGAGGAGCAAGUCUCAGGAGCAGGCCUCGGUGCUGGCGCCCGGGCUGCAGCUGCGGCUGAGACCCCGGCUGCGUGACAAGCAGCUGUCCAGCUGCCUGCAGCGCUGGGUGAGCGACGCCGCCGGCCGCCCCUGGGAGGAGCAGCUGGCACAGCUGCUGCAGGACGCCCCGCGGAAGCUGAGCCGGGAGGCAGAGGACGAGCCGGCGGACGCGGCCGCCCUGGCGCGCCUGGAGGCGCAGCAGCACAGGCUGCUGUCCUUCUUCGAGUGCUGCCUGCUCUCCGACCACCUGCCCCUCGCCCACCACGUGCUGGCCGCCCAGCACAGCAAGGUCCGGCACCCGCGGCUGCUGACGCUGGCCAUGUACAACACUGUCAUGCUGGGCUGGGCACGCAAGGGCUCCUUCAAGGAGCUGGUCUUUGUGUUCUACAUGGUGAAGGACGCCGGCCUCACCCCGGACCUGCUGUCCUACGCGGCUGCCCUGCAGUGCAUGGGGCGGCUGGACAAGGAUGCCCGCACCAUCCAGAGGCCCCCGCCCCUCGCCCCGCCCCCGCCCCAGGUCAACAGCUCACCCCUGCUCGCUGACGUCUACGCCAAGGACCGUCCCGCGUCCUACCCCAAGCUGCACCUGCCCCUGAAGACGCUGCAAGACCUCUUCCGGAAACAGCUGCGCAUCGAACUGGCCACCGUCGUCCAUGUGCAGUCCGUGGACAAGGCCCCGCCGGAGACCACGGAGAUCCUGCGUGCGCGGAAGGUCCUGGCCGAGCUGCGUGCGCAGUGGGAGGAGGCACUGGCCCAGGCUCUGCAGGUGGCCAAGGUCCGAGAGGCCCGAGCCGCCCACGAGGGCUUCCCCUCCGUCUUCCCUUACCUGUGCCUGCUCGGUGAGCAGGAGCUGGUGCAGCUGCUGCUGCAGAGCCUGCAGACGCUGUCCCCGCACGGAGAGUCCUUGCUGUCGGUGGCGCAAGAGCUGGGCCUGCGGGUCUUCAACCGCUACACGGUGCAGAGGAAGCGGCUCACCAAGCAGGUCGAGCUGCUGGAGCAGCGCUACCACAAGUACCUGCACCUGCUGGCGUCCGACACCCAGGUGGCGACACCCUGCCUGCCAAGGCAGCACUGGGAGGCACUGGGGCUGCCCGAGACCCCCCCCGAGCAGCCCUGGCCUCUGCCUGUGCUGGUGCAGCUGGGCAAGCAGCUGGCGGAGGUGCUGGUGAAGGCCAUACAGAUGCCCAACUGCCUGGCCACGCCGCAUGGCGACCAGAGGAACAUCCCUGUGCUCUACCACGCCUACUCCUUCCGAAGCUACCGCCAGAUUGGGAUCCUGAAGCCGCACCCGGCCUUCACGCAGCUGGUGGAGCGUGCCGCCGAGCGCGUCCUGACCUUCGAGGCCAGCGAGAUGCCCAUGCUGUGCCCGCCCCUCCCCUGGAUGUCGCCGCACUCGGGCGCCUUCCUGCUGAGCCCCACCAAGCUCAUGCGCUCGAUGGAGGGCACCACGCAGCACCAGCGCCUGCUGGACAGCUGCCCGCCCGCCGACCUGCACGGCGCCCUGGACGCGCUCACCCAGCUGGGCAACUGCGCCUGGCGUGUCAACGGGGUCGUGCUGGACCUGGUGCUGCAGCUCUUUACCGACAAGGGCUGCCCGCGCCUGGGGGUGCCGGCCCCCGCCUCCGAGGCGCCCCCGCCGCCCUCCACGCGCCUGCCCCGCGACACCCCGCCUGCCCACAAGGCCGAGGUGCGCCGGGAGCUGGCCCGCUGCCUCAAGGUGGCCCGGGAGAUGCACAGCCUGCGGGCGGACGCGCUGUACCGCCUCUCGCUGGCCCAGCACCUGCGAAACCACAUCUUCUGGCUGCCCCACAACAUGGACUUCAGGGGCCGCACCUACCCCUGCCCGCCGCACUUCAACCAUCUGGGCAGCGACCUGGCACGCGCCCUGCUCGAGUUUGCUGAAGGCCGCCCGCUCGGGCCCCACGGCCUCGACUGGCUCAAGAUCCACCUGGUGAACCUCACCGGGCUGAAGAAGCACGAGUCGCUGCAGGGGCGCCUGGCCUUCGCCAACGAGAGGAUGGACGACAUCCUGGACUCUGCCGACCGGCCCAUGACGGGCCGGAAGUGGUGGAUGCAGGUGGAUGAGCCCUGGCAGGCCCUGGCCUGCUGCAUGGAGAUCGCCCGGGCUACGCGCUGCCCCGACCCCGCCGCCUACAUCUCCCACUUCCCUAUUCACCAGGACGGCUCCUGUAAUGGCCUGCAGCACUAUGCCGCCCUGGGCCGGGACAGCGUGGGCGCUGCGGCCGUCAACCUGAUGCCCUCGCACCUGCCGCAGGACGUGUACAGCGGCGUGGCCGCGCAGGUGGAGGUGUUCCGCAGACAGGACGCCGAGCAGGGCGUGCCCGUGGCCCAGGUGCUGGAGGGCUUCAUCAGCCGGAAGGUCGUCAAGCAGACGGUGAUGACCGUGGUGUACGGAGUCACCCGCUACGGGGGCCGCCUGCAGAUCGAGAAGCGCCUGCGGGAGCUGGACGGCUUCCCCCAGGAGUGUGUGUGGGAGGCCUCGCACUACCUGGUGCGGCAGGUGUUCAACAGCCUCCAGGAGAUGUUCUCGGGCUCCCGGGCCAUCCAGCACUGGCUCACCGAGGCCGCCCGGCUCAUCUCGCAGUCCGGCUCAGCCGUGGAGUGGGUCACGCCGCUGGGCGUCCCCGUCAUCCAGCCCUACCACGUCGACUGCAAGGUCUUGAUCAACGGGGGCAUCCAGACGCUCACCCUCAGCAGCAGCGGGGACACCAGUCAAAGGCCCAACACGCUGAAGCAGAAGAACGGCUUCCCGCCCAACUUCAUCCACUCGCUGGACUCAUCGCACAUGAUGCUCACCGCCCUGCACUGCUACAGGUGCGCGGCCCCGGGGCCCCGCUCGGGGAGGCUGAAGGCCCGCCGCGCCGCCUGUACCAUAGUGUAA